Messenger RNA from Nicrophorus vespilloides, 690 nucleotides. RefSeq lists its product as uncharacterized. Bases 80 to 370 code for a protein of 96 amino acids. NCBI's taxonomy places the organism in Eukaryota, Metazoa, Arthropoda, Insecta, Coleoptera, Silphidae. The transcript has 3 exons. The record is from RefSeq and is a predicted model, not a curated record.
CGAAGAGGAACGCGCGCGAUUGUUUGUUACGUGUGAUUUCAGUUGCUACGUUAUAUCGACGGAAAUAUCAGAUUUCAAAAUGCAACGGGCAAUCUGCAUUGCGUUUUUGGCUUUAAUCGCUCUGGCUUCGGCUUAUCCACAGAAGGAAGGAGGUGUCUACACCAACGAGGCCAUCCGCCAAGCUCAGAACACCUUCCUCAUUCCUAAAGAUGCCCAGAUCCAAAAGGUCCAAGAGGGAAUUGAGAUCGGAGCCUACGAGGGAAUUCCCGGAAACCAGAAGAUAAACUUGUUCGAGAUCCUGGGAGAUCAAUUCCCAGCUGAGGUCGUCAACAACUUGCAGCAGCAGGUCGAUCAGGUCGGAAACCACUGAGCUUCUCCCACCUUUUUUUUGACGAAGAAAACACAAAACGUGAUAUUACUUCCCAUUUCCUCUACUUCUUCGCUCUCUUCAACACUGAUUUCAUUUCAUACUUCAACCUACGCACUUUUCUCUCCACAACAACAAAAAACACAAUUCUUUCAACUCUCUCUCUCAUCUUUAUUCUAGUCGCACCAAAUUUCGAUAUUUUCUCUAUCUCUGUCCCUGUCUUCCAACUGUCUCACUCUCUCUCUCUUUUUUGCACAACGAUAAAAAUAAAAUGAUAAAAAAAGCUUGAUAUUCUUCCUCGUCAAGUGCCAACUAUGUUUCAA